This is a messenger RNA of Electrophorus electricus (electric eel), 1569 nucleotides long. RefSeq names its product von Hippel-Lindau tumor suppressor (gene vhl). NCBI's taxonomy places the organism in Eukaryota, Metazoa, Chordata, Actinopteri, Gymnotiformes, Gymnotidae. The record is from RefSeq and is a predicted model, not a curated record.
AGUGAUAUGAACAACUCGUGACGUGCUUCUUCGUGAUCUGAUCGUGUAAUCAAAACAAACUUCAGUCACGUAGGACAGCUAACGCUAGCUGGAUUACUUUGUUUUAGUUAGCUACUUUUAUGAACAAGUUUCAUUGUUAUUUUGGAUAUUACCGCAGUUUUAUUGCUUGCCUAGAGAACGAAACUACUCUUUUAGUUGAAUUCGGUAGAGUGCAUUCUUCGUUAGCUCUAGUUGUCGGCAUUGUGUUGUAUUCCUUUGUAAGAUAGAUGGCUUGCUAGUCGUCUUAGCUGGAUUGCUGUAUCAUCGGUUUGUUGACCAUGCCUCAGCCCCAGGAGGCUGAGAGGCAGCAGCCGUUACGGCUUGUCCGAUCAUUACCUAGUCAGAUCGAAGCUCCUGUGGUCUUCUGUAACCGCAGUCCUCGCAUUGUUAAGCUAUUUUGGAUCAACUUUCACGGAGAACCACAGUCUUACGGAGCGCUACAGCCAUUGACAGGAAAGAGAAUAAAUACUUUCGUGGGGCACCCAUGGAUGUUUCGUGAUGCUGAGACUGAUGAUCCAAUGUUGGUGAAUAGUAAGGAAAUGUACUUGCCCAGUGCCUUGGAACGUGGUCAGUUGUCGAUGGCUAACAUAACACUACCAGUGUUUUCUUUGAGGGAGCGUUGUCUACAGGUAGUGAGGCAGCUGGUGCGUAGUGAAGAUUUCCCUCGUUUAGAAAUUGCUCGGUGUCUUCAAGAAGAGCUUGCUCAGAGACCUGACAUUCAUGCUGAUCUUUGGAGAAUCAGCCAGAGAGUGGGGCAAAGACUUCUGCAGAACAGAGAAGCACAAAACACUUGAAAUUCUGUUUGUUAGUGAUAAAGUGGCUGUUUUAGGGGUAUUCAACAGAAAUGUAGCCCCAGAAGAAGACGGAACAGGUCACAACAGCAAUGAGAAGACUGGUAGCUGAUAGUGGAAUGGUAUGUGAAAUGACUAACCAAUGGACUAGUAGAUGAGGUGAAACUUGGUGUAUUGAAUAAACAAUUGUGAACACACACACAUACAGACACAAACCCAGACCCAAUCCCAAACAAACAGGCACCACUCCCUACAAUCAGUAACUAUAUACAUACAUAUAGAUAGAUAUAGAUGUGUGUACAAAUUUACAAAUGCACCACAUUGCUAUACUAGCAAGCCAAUUUCACACACAAAUACAUUGCUGUACUAUUCAGUCAAUUUAUGCACAAUAAUUUGAAACUGACAUUUAAAGAUCGGGGGGGAAUUCACCAGCAGAAAUUUGUUUGCUUGAAUUGAGGAAACUAUAUUCACAAACUAAGAAAUGCAAAUUUGUAAUAUGUUAGUGUUACCUUAGAAACAUUUACCUGUUAAUUCCAAAGUGUUGUAAAGUGAAAAAUGACAUUUAGCUUGUAAUUUUGAUGACUAUACCUUUCAAUUUCUACCAAGACAGUUAGCCUGUGCCCUUAGCCAAUUUUACCAUGGAUUUGAACUUUUUUUUAAUGCUUUUUAAAUGUAAAAAACAACUAUGGAGCAGAUUCCUCUACUUAAUAACACAAAGUAAAAUCUAUAUUGAUUUCAA